GAGCUGUGCCGUUCAAACAGACACUCAUCAGCUGCUUCAGCUCUCACUCAAUCGCACCGCCACCCAGGAGCAGCCUGAUCUUGGCCCAGGCAGAGUUUGACCGCUAGGAAGCUCGACGAGGCAAAACCUCAAGCGUCAGCUGCAACCACAAACAUCGACGAACAUGUCGGAACAGUCAGGGCCAGCUCCACCAGAGCCGACGGCUGAGCAGCUAGCGUUUGCCGAUGCCAACUUUCAACCUGUAGCGCUAGGUUUGGAUCCCGAGUCCAACCAGCUCUCUUCUCCAACGCACGAUCUCACAGUCCUCAAUGCGCUCAUUCGCAGCCUACAAUCCCUACCUCCCCAGAUCCCCAUCCCGCCACCUCCCAACGUCGUUCCACCUCAACGAAGCAUGGCCAUUCAAAAGGCGAAAGAGGACGGCAAUGCAGCUUUCAAAAAGGGAGACUUGACAGAAGCUAUCAGAUUGUUCACUCUGGCCAUCGACGUUGCCGCUUCCAGGCCGCUGUGGGAGAAUAACCAAGUGGCGAGGGACGAGUUGGCAAUCUGCUUUGCGAACAGGAGCGCGGCCUUUGCGGAAGCCGGGGACUGGACCGCCGCUUUGGCAGAUGCAGAGGGUGUGGUGAAGCUCAAGAGACCUUGGAGCAAGGCUCAUUUCAGAAAGGGCAAAGCUUUGGCGGGCCUCAACAGGUAUGCAGAGGCCAGAGCAUCUUAUCGCUUGGGUCUCAGCUUUGAUCCGGACAGCGCAAGCACAAAUUCACAAAAUUGACACAAUCGAGAUGUGGUGAACGCCAAAAGGGGAAGGGAGUUUCCAGCAAAAUUCCGAAUGGACAAUGAGAUUGCACGACUUGCUGCGCGUGCAAAACUGAUACAGACGGAUAGCGGUUGUAUAUAGCGGGGCAGUGGCACACGCUCCCUACGCCACUGAAGCUCUUGUAGCACUCCGACGACCACGCGAGACAAUCAAAGACAUAUUCAGAGCUCGAUGUACUUGUCU
This is a messenger RNA of Ceraceosorus guamensis, 994 nucleotides long. RefSeq names its product TPR-like protein. The transcript is spliced from 2 exons. The record is from RefSeq and is a predicted model, not a curated record. Lineage: Eukaryota; Fungi; Basidiomycota; Exobasidiomycetes; Ceraceosorales; Ceraceosoraceae. Bases 164 to 766 code for a protein of 200 amino acids. Gene Ontology annotation, molecular function: Hsp90 protein binding.